Messenger RNA from Protopterus annectens (West African lungfish), 732 nucleotides. RefSeq names its product histidine-rich protein PFHRP-II-like. The transcript has a single exon. Lineage: Eukaryota; Metazoa; Chordata; Ceratodontiformes; Protopteridae. The record is from RefSeq and is a predicted model, not a curated record. Bases 1 to 732 code for a protein of 243 amino acids.
AUGCAUGCUCAUGAGGCCAUCAAGGAUGUGCACACUCAUGAGGCCAUCAAGGAUGAGCAUGCUCAUAAGGCCAUCAAGGAUGUGCAUACUCAUGAGGCCAUCAAGGAUGUGCACACUCAUGAGGCCAUCAAGGAUGUGCACGCUCAUAAGGCCAUCAAGGAUGUGCAUGCUCAUGAGGCCGUCAAGGAUGUGCAUGCUCAUGAGGCCAUCAAGGAUGUGCAUGCUCAUGAGGCCAUCAAGGAUGUGCACACUCAUCAGGCCAUCAAGGAUGUGCACGCUCAUGAGGCCGUCAAGGAUGUGCAUGCUCAUGAGGCCAUCAAGGAUGUGCAUGCUCAUGAGGCCGUCAAGGAUGUGCAUGCUCAUGAGGCCAUCAAGGAUGUGCAUGCUCAUGAGGCCAUCAAGGAUGUGCAUGCUCAUGAGGCCAUCAAGGAUGUGCAUGCUUAUGAGGCCGUCAAGGAUGUGCACACUCAUGAGGCCAUCAAGGAUGUGCACGCUCAUGAGGCCGUCAAGGAUGUGCAUGCUCAUGAGGCCAUCAAGGAUGUGCAUGCUCAUGAGGCCGUCAAGGAUGUGCAUGCUCAUGAGGCCAUCAAGGAUGUGCAUGCUCAUGAGGCCAUCAAGGAUGUGCAUGCUCAUAAGGCCAUCAAGGAUGUGCAUGCUCAUGCGGCCGUCAAGGAUGUGCACACUCAUGAGGCCGUCAAGGAUGUGCAUGCUCAUGAGGCCAUCAGUCAUUGA